Molecule: messenger RNA, 5823 nt
Organism: Camponotus floridanus (Florida carpenter ant)
Lineage: Eukaryota; Metazoa; Arthropoda; Insecta; Hymenoptera; Formicidae
Gene: Glurb
Exons: 15
Coding region: 1-5667 (1888 amino acids)
Biological process (GO): G protein-coupled receptor signaling pathway
Cellular component (GO): membrane
Molecular function (GO): adenylate cyclase inhibiting G protein-coupled glutamate receptor activity
Source: RefSeq, a predicted model, not a curated record
AUGUGGCGAAACUUUGGUUGGGCGGCCAUUCUGGCCACAUGGACGAUCUUCCUGAUCUUGAAUAGCGGUUUAACUGGUGAAUGGAUCUUCAAUAAUCAAAUCAACAAUGAAUACACUUCCUAUAAAGUUCAUCAAGGAUCAGCAUCUUCUACUUUCGAUAGAAAAGCAAUUUAUGAUUCGAAAAAGAAUUCCAAAUCGAAUGAUCGUUUAUCAAUGCAUAUGAAAACAGUCUUCUCGGAAUUCAAAAACAUGGAAAAUCGCGAUUUACGACUCAGUGGCUAUGAAAAGCGCGACACGACAAAUGCAAAGGCAAAGGCUACACCAAGGUAUUUGAAAGAUAGUACUUCUGACAAAAAUUCUUGGCUGACUGCAAAAAAAAUAGCAACAAAAAACAUGUGGUUACCAAAAAUCAUCAUUAUGGAAAAAUCGAGGAAUACAAAAAAAUAUUGUAAAUUUAUGUCUAGUCUGCAUGUAUCACCGUCCCAUGAAUUGAAAAGUACUUUGAGAAAGAAAAGACGUAAAGAAAAAACAACUUACACAUUCUCGAGCGAUCGUAAAAAGGCAGCAAAGUUAAGGCGGGACAUUCGAGCGUUUGACAAGAAAAGCGAAUGGCACAGGAAGAAGCACAAGAGGGAGCGAAUCUUUAGCAGAGAAAAUACGAAGACCGCAUUCUUCUCUGACAAAUUCAGAAAGCGCUCGUGCAACGGCAGUUCUACACGAGAAUUUAAAAAUUCCGAUAUCUCAAAGUUAAAAACUAUAGAAAAUACCAAGUUCAGGCGCACCGACGAGAAACGUGAAUAUAAUAGAAACGACGAAGAUUCUCGCCAAAGUUUGACGAAAAACGGCACGAAUAAAUUGAUGUACGUGAAUGUUGAGGCUAACGACGAAUCUCGGAUAUUGGAGACAACUUUUCCAAACUAUUCGAGCUUAAAAGGAAAUCAAAGUCUUGGGAAUGUCGGAACCGUGGUUACAGACAAUACAGUCACAAAGAAUUCACCGUACAAGCAUUCCGUAACUGUCGCCUGGACUACGUUAAUCUUCAAUUCCAAAAUUUCAAAGACAAACAAAGGAGUUUAUAACGAAGAAAACACGAUAAAUCCCUAUCAUUCUCCGCAGAACGAAUAUUCGAAAUCUUAUAAGAGAGACGAAUUUCCAGCAAGCGAAACUUACAAACGCCACCAAUAUUCAAAGAUAGGGUUUAAAGUAAAUACAGAUGCGCGCGAAGAUAGAAAAGGGAACGACGAAGAUAUUGUCGACUCCUUCGCUUCUCACGAACCGAACUCCCUCGAUAGGCAUUCUGCUAGGGAGGGAAGCUUUAUGGAAGAUUUCCCCUUACAAAAAGAAAAAAACGCGGUGAAGGUGGCGCAAGAAACGCCCGGCUCGCGACGUGAAUAUCAUUCUUUUAUAAGUAAUAUCGGCGCAAGAAUAAAUAGAAAAGCAACGGAUCUUAACGAAUUGCAGAUACGAAGAAGAAUGAGAGAGAGAGAAAUUACCGCUGGUGCAAAUUAUAUGACGCGCAACGAGCUUGAAAUUAAACGUGAUCUGUUACCAACUAAUUUAUUCAUUACGGGAAUCAGCGGGUCAAAGUUAGAGUAUCCAACAUCGGCGCGCAUUUCAAUCACGCGGAAGAGGAAUCCGAUGCAUGUAGGAUACGUCAGGUCUGGCUCGGACUGCAAACAUUCACGAAUGACCGAUUUCGAAGCCCAAGUUAGUAGCGCGUUUCGAUUCGGCCUCUGGAAUGUCUCCGGUUCAUCGAGACUCGCAAAAUUCGAUAAACCCCUCGAUCGGGAAGCUCAUAGUCGCGUGAAAUAUUCGCGGAAAUUCGAUGCGAUCAAUAUUGAUGCGCGGCCGCCACACAUCACUAAGAUAAUUGAUGGAAGAUCGAAACUUGACGAGGAACUUCGAAGAACUUCGACCGAAAACGAAUCUAUCUUUCCUAGUGCACCGAAUAUUGGCGAUAAUCUGACCGAGAUGCGAGUGAUUAAUGGAUAUGAGCAGUCAUCGAGCGAACCUACAGAUGAGUCGGGAUUAGAAAAUGUCAGAGAUGGAAAUCACUCUGACAUGCGUGAAGAAUCUGGAUUUUAUUCACGAAGUAGCGGUAUCCAUAACUCAAAGUAUCGACGAUACAAACGUCAUGAAGUUCGAAAUACUCUGGGGAAUCCGACAUCGACUGAACUUGAUAGUGAGACGUGGAAGACAUUUGAUACAAUAAGGCCAACAACAUCGAAUGUUUUGAUUAAAUUUACACCCAAUCCAUCCGUUUCGGUUACUCAAACAACUAAUACAGAUCAAAUACCUAACGCGAAUUUUCUCACAACUGUAAAAACACUGCCGUCCUCGGGAUACCGAAAAAUCUCAAAAAAAUGGCAAUCGAUUCCGUCGAUGACUACCGAUUACGAGGUACAACAUACGAAUGCUUCGGCGGGAAUAGGUUCCAACGGAUCUGAUUCAUUAGAGACCAUGUUAGUAGAUAUUCCAAAAACAUUCAACGUCAGCUCGAUAGAUACAUCGGCGUUUCUAAUCAAGACGCUUGAUCGAUCGACAGCAAUCAAUAAAACAGACAACUCCGUUAUUCUGAAAGAAAUUUCCUCGACACCAGAAAUGAAUCUGCAAAUAUCCUACGCCACAAACGAGAAUGUCUUCGACACGUCGUUAAUCGAGCCCAUUAAUUCACAAGAAGAUUACAGAAUGCAUGGAAACGGCACGAUCGUCGAUCCUACAAUCGAGCCGUUUCCUCAAAGGAGCAUCAAUUCCCCUCGAAAUGUCUUGGAGGACAUGACGAUAGAGAAUGUCGACGAUUCAUCGACCGACGACGCACUCUCCGACCAGUGGCCCGUAAAGCAUAGCGCAGUGGUAGAAGGUGAUCUCGUUCUUGGUGGACUCAUGAUGGUGCACGAACGGGAAGACACAAUUACAUGCGGUCCCGUAAUGCCUCAGGGUGGCAUACAGGCAUUAGAGGCUAUGCUGUACACGCUGGAUAAGCUGAACGAUCGGGAGAUCGUACCGGGUGUCAAGAUCGGAGCGCAUAUCCUCGACGACUGCGACAAGGACACCUACGGUCUCGAGAUGGCGGUGGAUUUCAUUAAGGGUUCGAUAAGUAACAUAGAUGGUGCAGAAUAUCACUGCAACAAAACUGCUGUACGAAAGGUAAUCAGUGGUGUCGUUGGUGCUGCGAGUUCAGUAACAUCAAUUCAAGUUGCCAAUCUUCUACGAUUGUUUAGAAUUCCGCAAGUCUCCUUUUUUUCAACAAGUCCCGAGCUUUCCAACAAACAACGCUUCGAAUAUUUUACUCGUACCAUACCUAGCGAUCACUAUCAAGUCAAAGCGAUGGUCGAUAUUGUAUUGACGAUGGGCUGGAGCUACGUUUCCAUCAUUUACGAAGAAAGUAACUAUGGUAUAAAGGCUUUUGAGGAACUCGAGGAGUUGCUUGGAAAACAUAACAUAUGUAUCGCCAUCAAAGAAAAGUUGGUAAAGGAUUCUGGAGUUGCUGAGGAGAUCGCCUACGAUAAUAUCGUUUUGAAGUUGCUGACAAAACCACGAGCAAAAGGUUGCAUUAUUUUCGGUUCCGACCAAGAAGUUGCCGGGGUUAUGAGGGCGGUUAGACGAUGCAAUGCGACCGGCGCUUUUUCCUGGAUCGGAAGUGACGGUUGGAGUGCAAGAGGAUUAGUGAGUAACGGUAACGAGCCGGAAGUCGAAGGCACUUUAUCGGUCCAACCUCAGGCCAACCGCGUUAAGGGUUUCGAAGAGUACUUCCUCAACUUGACCGUCGAGAAUAAUCGAAGAAAUCCGUGGUUCGUCGAAUUUUGGGAAGAUCACUUCAAAUGUCGAUAUCCGAACGCAUCCCGAACACCGUACAACAAAAAAUAUACAAAAGCUUGCACAAUGGAAGAACGUCUCACCAAGCAAAACACGGCUUUCGAAGAUCAACUACAGUUUGUCUCCGAUGCAGUAAUGGCAUUCGCUUACGCUUUUCGAGAUAUGCACCUUGACCUUUGCGACGGAAAGCCAGGAUUAUGCGAUGCUAUGAAACCAACUAAGGGAACAAUGCUUCUCCAGUAUCUGCGUAAGGUGGACUUCGAGGGUCUAAGCGGAGACAAGUUUAGAUUCGACAAGAAUGGUGACGGACCCGCGCGGUACAACAUCAUACAUUUCAAGCAAAUCGAACCGGGCAAAUACAAGUGGAUACGCGUCGGUGAAUACCUGGAAGGCGAGCUGUGGCUAAAUAUGCCUGAAAUUCAAUUUAAACUCGGGCAUCCUCAAUCACCUGAGAGCGUGUGUUCUUUGCCUUGUGAGGUCGGCCAGGCAAAGAAAUAUGUCGAGGGUGAAAGAUGCUGCUGGCAUUGCUUUAAUUGCACUCAAUAUCAGAUACGACAUCCCAAAGAUGAGACGCAGUGUAUUCAAUGUCGUCAAGGUACGCUACCCGAUGAGACUCAUUCAAUGUGUCGGGAUGUUCCGGAAGAAUUUCUACGCCCGGAGAGCGCUUGGGCAAUAAGUGCAAUGUCUUUUUCUGCCACAGGAAUUUUGGUCACGCUAUUUGUCGGCGGCGUUUUCUUUAGACAUAACGACACGCCUGUUGUACGUGCAUCUGGACGAGAAUUAUCUUAUGUUCUUCUGUCAGGAAUUUUACUCUGUUAUCUCGUCACAUUCACUUUGAUACUUAGACCCACGGACAUUGUCUGCGGUAUUCAAAGAUUUGCCGCAGGCUUCUGCUUCACAGUAGUAUAUGCGGCAUUACUAACAAAGACCAAUCGAAUCUCAAGAAUCUUCAAUGCCGGAAGCGCGAAAAGACCAUCUUUCAUAUCACCUCGAUCACAACUUAUUAUCUGUGUUGGAUUAAUAUUAGUGCAAAUCUUAAUUACCGGAAUAUGGAUAAUCAUCGAUCCCGCCAAAGCUAUGCAUCAUUAUCCCACGAUGGAGGACAAUUUGCUUGUUUGCAACAAUUAUAUCGAUGCCAGUUAUAUGAUCGCGUUCGCGUAUCCUACAAUAUUAAUAGUCGUGUGCACUGUCUAUGCCGUCCUUACGAGAAAGAUUCCAGAAGCCUUCAACGAGAGCAAGCACAUUGGUUUAACAAUGUAUACGACGUGCGUUAUAUGGUGUGCUUUCAUACCUUUGUACUACGGUACCGGAAGCAAUGUUGCAUUGAGAAUUACUUCGAUGUCGGUCACAAUCAGUCUUUCUGCGUCUGUAACGGUGGUUUGUCUCUUCAGUCCAAAGCUAUACAUUAUUUUAAUCCGACCUGAAAGAAAUGUGCGCCCAACCGUAAGGCCUAAUCUGACGAAAAGUACAGCGAUAACCGCCACAAAUGCAUCGAAUAUGAUGGGCCCAGUGACGGCAACAACAGUUUUGACAGCUGCAACUUGCGAUCAAAAUAAAGCAAUCAAAAAACAUAUCGCUAUAGACUGCUCUACUCAAAGUGAGUGCUACGAAUUGCAAUUAAAGGAUCAAAAGAAUGGAGCGUCAUUAGCAACAUAUACUUCGCGAUCAACUCAAACGACUAACAACGAAAAGGAAGAUAUGGCUACUGUGGCGAUUAGUGAAGAAUCGCCGGAUGUAAUCGCGUCUGUGAAUAAUAAAGAAUCAAAAAACAGCACGAUUAUGACAAAACGACUUAAUAGCAAUGCAAGGAUAGGUAAUGGACCGCUUUCUCAAAGUGACCUCUCUUUAUAGCGAAAGGUAGAAUUGUCUUUAAAACCAAUCUCGAAAAAACCUGUCAUCGUCUGAUUUAUUCUUCAUAUAUACGAUUGGUAUGUCAAUGUAUUUUUUAACGCAAAAGACACAAAAUAUCUAUUUUAAAAAUUGUUUUAGAAAUUAUUUGUCAUUAGA